This is a messenger RNA of Symsagittifera roscoffensis, 498 nucleotides long. RefSeq names its product glycosyltransferase-like protein gnt13. Lineage: Eukaryota; Metazoa; Xenacoelomorpha; Acoela; Convolutidae. The transcript has a single exon. The annotation marks the transcript as partial. The record is from RefSeq and is a predicted model, not a curated record.
AACAACAACAACAACAACAACAACAAUAACAAAAACAACAAAAACAACAAAAACAACAACAACAACAACCACAAAAACAACAACAACAACAACAACAACAACAACAACAACAACAACAACAACAACAACAACAACAACAAUAACAACAGCAACAUCGAAAACAUCAUCAUCAUCAACAACAACAACAACAACAACAACAACAACAACAACAACGACAACAACAACAACAACAACAACAACAACAACAACAACAACAACAACAACAACAACAACAACAACAACAACAACAACAACAACAACAACAACAACAACAACAACAACAACAACAACCACAACAACAACAACAACAACAACAACAACAACAACAACAAGAACAGCAGCAAAAGCAAUAACAACAUUAACAACAACAAUGACAGCAACAACAACAACAACAACAACAACAACAACAACAAUUACAAUAACAACAAAAACAACAACAACAACAACAACAAUUACAAC